CGGUUCUUCGUUGGCUCUGCGGGAUUGCUUUAGCCUCAUACGCGGCCGGGAGGGCGGAGUUCAAGCUCGGAAAAUACCGGAGUGGGCUGGAGAAGGAAGCGAAACUUUUCUGUUUUUCUCGUCAUUCCUGUGGCUCUCCAAUUGCAGCUGUGCUUCGGAAUAGGGGGCCUUGGCUUAAUAAUUCAAAUUACAAACUUCUAAGAUAUUGAUCAGCAGAAGCUAUGGAGGUAUAUGGCAAAUCCAUGAUUGCUGAGCCAAGAAAUGUGAUUUUUUUGUCCAGUAUUCUCAACCGAGAAGGUCCAAUUCCUAGUCACAAAUGUGACUGGAGAUGUCAAAAUGAACACUUGUUUGGAAAUAUGUAUCGCUGCAAACUAUCCGGAAUUACGCAUAUAUGUGAUAGAAAUUGUAACCAGAGGAUUUUAUAUGAUAACCAUAGUUCCCUUUGCAGAGUUAGUGGGCAGGUUUUUCCUCUUUCACCCGCUGAGGAGCACGCAGUGAGAGGUAUUCGGAGGAAGUUCGAAGUCGAGAACUCUGAUGGGUGUGCUUUUAAGCGCAAGCGAGAUGCUAAGCUGCAUCCUUCUCCUUUCGAGAGAUCCUUUUGUUCAGUUAACCCAAUCUGCAGUCAAAUUGGAGAUGGAAUGGACAUGAGUUAGAUCUCAUGAUUCCAUCUCCAGGUCUUUCUUUGUUUUCAUUUUUUUCUCCACUUUGAUGAGGGAGAAUUGAGUACUAUCAUUCAGAACUUUAGUGAGUCUGGUAGAGCAACUGAGUAUGUUCCUAUAUGUUGUAGGAUGUCUUAACAACUUUUCUUCUAUGACACUUUUAUUUGAAAUGGAACGAUGUAACUUCUUAAUAUGUGACAAAUCUUUUGUUACCAUUUCAGGUGUCUCA
This is a messenger RNA of Dendrobium catenatum, 888 nucleotides long. RefSeq lists its product as uncharacterized. The record is from RefSeq and is a predicted model, not a curated record. The transcript has 2 exons. NCBI's taxonomy places the organism in Eukaryota, Viridiplantae, Streptophyta, Magnoliopsida, Asparagales, Orchidaceae. The coding region runs from base 222 to 653 and encodes 143 amino acids.